Messenger RNA from Periconia digitata, 422 nucleotides. The record is from the annotation of a GenBank genome assembly. Lineage: Eukaryota; Fungi; Ascomycota; Dothideomycetes; Pleosporales; Periconiaceae.
CGUGCGGAUAAUCUUCGUCGUGAGCGCUCCUACCCCGACGAGGAAAUCCGAGAUGAAUGCCCUGCUAUUCAUUCCUCAACCAUGCCACCUUGCCGUAAUGCCAUGCCAUUCGCCUCUGCAUGCUCUCCUCUCGCGACCCCAGUAGCGACAACCUUCCCUUUCCCUUCACCAAUCCUCACGCCAAUCCCUCAUCCAUUCCUCAAGUCGUAUACCGCUCGCACAAUAUCCCAUUAUCCCCUUUCACUCCCUCCGAAACCACUUUGUCAAAAACCCAAAACUUGCAAGCGGCAGCGCAACCCCGUUGACUUCAACCCACGCCACACCUCCCUCAUCCGCACCACCGCCGCCACCAUUCUCAUCUACCCUCCUGCUCGUCGCGCCUGCGCUGCCGCCACCGUGUCCGCCAUGCGUUGUAUUGCUGC